AUGCCUCGUCGUCGUCGUACGAGACAGAGAGCGAGACAAGGAGAGGUUGAGGCCUUGCCUGUAUCGGACAGUGAAGCAGUUGUCGUUGCUUCUGAACCUGAAGCCAUGUCUGGCCUGAAGCUGGACGGCUUGAUGAAGUCCUUCGGUGGGAAGGCAGGUGACAGCUUUGAUGACUUUUGGUUGAAGUACUCUGUGCUGUCGGAGGUGAACGGUUGGGACACGGCUGAUAAGCGCAUGCAGAGACUUCCUCUGUUUUUGGAAGGAGAUGCGCUGCUCGUGUUUAGUAGAAUGGAGGCUGCGGAUAAGAAGGACGAGGAUAAGGUGUCCGCUUUGCUGCAAAAGUCGUUCGGCGUGACAGGAAGUGAUGCGUACGAAAAAUUUACGUCCCGCCGGUUCCUUUCUGAUGAAAGUCCUGACGCGUACGUGUCUGAUUUGCAGCGGCUGCUGGCUGCAUCAGGUCACAAGCUGACAGGUGAUGACGAUUCUGUCGUUAUUGAGCAGCUGCUGGCUGGUCUCCCUUUUGAUUUUGCCAAGGAGAUCCGCCUGUCAAGUGCUGGGAAAGACUUACGUGUGUCCGACUGUGUGGAGAAGUUGAGAGCACUGCGCAAGGUUGUGUCAGCAAGGCCAGGUAUUGCUGGUGCAGUGGUGUCUGGCCCUUCCGGUGGGAAGAAGUCCCAUAUUGUCUGUCAUAAGUGUGGUGAACCUGGGCAUAUACGGAGACAUUGCCCGGAAGGACGUGGUGGCGGCAGCAGUGCUGUGAAGAGCAGUGGAGGCAGCGGUGGUGGCCAGCAGAAGUCAUCAGGGCCACGAAAUGUUACAUGUUUCUUCUGUGAGCAACCGGGUCAUUAUCAACAGGACUGUGAGCUCAAAAAGCAAUGGCUCCGAGACCAGAAGAGAGGCAAAGGCGUGGCCGGAGCGGCUGUGGAGAUCGCCGAUCCAUGUCUCCUAGCUGCAGUAACUACCACGCGACCUGGUUUGCCUCGUGUGUUUGUAGACGUGGCUGUACCUGACAGGGAUGUGUGGAGGCGCGUGCAAGCCAUCAUCGAUACUGGCUCCUGUCGCACGCUCAUUAGCGAAGCACUUGUUGACAGUUUGGGUGUCCCUGUUACUGAGAGUCUGGGCAAAGGAAUUGUUGCCUUGGAUGGAGAGCAGCUGACUACACGUGGCGUGGUGGAACUGCAGUUCAAGCGUGAUGAUGGUCCUGUGUCAAUUCCUGAGUCAACUAUGUCCGCUGUUGUGCUUCCUGACCUGAACGUUGUGUCGGCUGACGUGCUGAUCGGCUCAGACUUCGUGACAAUGUGUGGGGGUCUGCAUAUGGAAUAUGAUGACGGAAGGCUAGCUGGUGUGGUGAUCGGCCCGGCCCAGGAGAAGUCGGGUAAACGCGCACCUGACGUUGUCGGAGCUGUACCUACACCGACUAAGCUCCCUCGGCAUGUGCAAGUCACAGAAGACGCCGACACAGGCAAUGUCGUGCUUACCACCAGUGAUGGCACGGUGUGCUGGAACGCUGAAGAGCGACACUGGGAGAUAUCGUGGAAGUGGUCAAGCAAUAAUGAGCCUGAGGGUUUCAUUGGCUCCGGUGUGGCUCAGUAUUCGCGGAGCGGUCUGUCGGAAUCGCAAGAGAAUACCUUCUGUGACGAAGUAGACGGAUGGAUUGAGAAGGGGUGGCUCAUACCUCAUGAUCCAGCGGUCCACGGAGAACCGGCUGCAGUACUUCCCCUGCUAGCAGUCAAACAAGAGCACAAGUUGACGACGCCUGUGAGACCGUGUUUGGACUACACUGCUUUGAACAAAGAGCUGGUAUCCAACCCUGGUGCUGAAGCACCUGCGUGCCAAGAGAAGCUGCGGCAGUGGCGCGGUGCAGGAGAUCCCGAUUCAUAUGCUCUGAUUGAUAUACGGAAGGCAUAUUUGCAAGUCCGUGUGUGCCCUGACCUAUGGCGCUACCAGGUGGUGAAGUGGAAAGGUCAGACGUAUGUCCUAACAAGAAUGGGCUUUGGUCUGUCAGUAGCACCUAAGCUGAUGGAUUUGAUUGUUCGGUACUCAACUCGCCAGUUUCCGGCUGUGGCCAACAAGGCUCUUCAAUAA
Messenger RNA from Sycon ciliatum, 2085 nucleotides. RefSeq lists its product as uncharacterized. The transcript has a single exon. Gene Ontology annotation, cellular component: cytoplasm. The record is from RefSeq and is a predicted model, not a curated record. Gene Ontology annotation, molecular function: single-stranded RNA binding; mRNA binding; zinc ion binding. Lineage: Eukaryota; Metazoa; Porifera; Calcarea; Leucosolenida; Sycettidae. Gene Ontology annotation, biological process: positive regulation of cytoplasmic translation. The coding region runs from base 1 to 2085 and encodes 694 amino acids.